Salpingoeca rosetta is the source of this 3091-nucleotide messenger RNA. RefSeq lists its product as uncharacterized. The record is from RefSeq and is a predicted model, not a curated record. The coding region runs from base 321 to 2639 and encodes 772 amino acids. The transcript is spliced from 2 exons. NCBI's taxonomy places the organism in Eukaryota, Choanoflagellata, Craspedida, Salpingoecidae.
CGCCACUGUUCCGUUGAACCUUUUUUGUCAUGGUCACAGUCACGUCGCCACUUUUUUGCUUGUCGAUCCUUCCUCCCUUCCAACUACAGUGAAGGGGUGGCCGGAAACGGGUAAGCACUCACUUCAGCGCUUCACGCCCUUCGGCAUACCCUUGUUGUCGUUGUCUGCCUCCUCUCAACACCUACAGAAGAACAACUCUACAACUCUCACCACCUCAUCAACAGAACACAUCAAACGCUCCAUCCACAGUGCCCUGAAGCGAAGGUACAGAGGAACUGAGGAAGCCUGUGUUGUGCAAGCGUACGUGUUGCCGCGUCGACAUGGCUUCCGGCCGGGGCAAAUCGAAGAGGCCAGGGACAAACGUGGCAAGGCAUAUCACCAAACGAGAGCAGAGAGUGCGAGCGCAAGAGCGAAUUCGACGCGAAAGCCAGCCACAACCACUGCUGCAGCCACCACAACAACAGCCACAACCGCAGCAACCACGACCACGGCAGCCACGCCCACAGCAACAGCCACAGCAGCCACGGCCACAGCCACAGCCACAGCAGCCACGGCAGCCACGGCAGCAACAGCAGCCACAGGAACGCCAACCGCCGUGGCCACGGCCAUGGCCACAGCUGCAAGCGCAACAGCCACAACCGCGGCAGCAACCACAACAGCCACAGCCACAACCACGGCUGCGAAGGCGUUCGCGCAGGCGCAGGCCACAGCAACAGCAACAACAACUCGAACAGGCACAACAGCCACCCGAGCAACAACAACCACAGCCGCAACAGCCACCUGAGCAACAACAACCAGAACAACCCGAACAGGCACAACAGCCACCUGAGCAACAACAGGAACAACAACCCCAACAAGCACAACAGCCACCCGAGCAACAGCAGGAACAACACAGCCCUUUGUUCUCGUCGACCGGCGAUGAAGGACAGAGUGUUGAACUUGAACAUGUUGCCGACUUUGACGGCAACAGCUUGGCUCAGGCUGCUCACCAGUAUGUGCUGCAAGCUGCAAAGAUCCGCCCUUUCGCCGGUCUACUGCAAGACCUCAAGCUCCUGCCCAACUUUCACGACUUGGAGGAGCUCGAGACCAGGCGGGUGGUGGACAGCGUUCAACGCAUGCUGAUUGAAGGCUAUCCUGCCACCUGGUCCUCAACAGCAAGCAGCACAAGCGGGGUCGACAGCAGCGACAGCAGCGACACAGGCGACAGCAGCGACACGGGCAGCUCUGCCAGCACCAGCGCCAGUUCCACUGGCACCACCACGAGCGCCAAGAGCAGCAGUAUCAACAGCAGCUCCAGUAUCAAGGGCAAGAGGGAGCAGGGUCAGGACAAGCUCAGCCGGGCUGCAGCCGCCAGCGAGCCCAAGGCUCCUCAACCCCGGCCAAACAAGAACAGCAGCGUCAAGCAGAGCGCCAUCGAGCACGACGACGCUUCUCUAGCAUCCGUUUGGAAGACCAGUGAUGUUGGUGUGGAUGCACAGGGCUCUGAGGGGUGGGACCAGGUCCAUCGCGAUGCUGUUGCCCUUCGUCAUGCCCAGGCCUCUGAGCAUUCGAAGGACGCCAGCGCGGCAAGCGGAGGCUGUGCGGUGCUCACUGGCGGCUGGGAGCACGACGCCAACAUGUUUUUCCGCAUCACCCAGGCCGCUCGCAAGGCGUUCCUGCUGCUGGAGCACACGGUGCGGGAACAGCAUCAGCUGAAGGAGCAGAUCAAGCAGCUCAAAGCCAAGGUUGAUCUGCUGGAGGCCAGCUCUCCAGCGUAUGCGAAGGCACUUCGCAAGGUCAAUGAUGGGCCUGUCUCUCCCUCCGCGGAGCCGUACUACCCCUCGUCCUCCUCCGCUAGCGCAGCAUACCCUUCGUCCGGCUUGGCCCCGUCUCAGCCAUCUAGCGCAGAUGCGUCUGCUGCUGCGGAUGGCCAGCACUCCAGCGCGAUGCCCGCAUCUGCAAUUGCUGAUGAGCAGUACUACACUCUUGCUCAUCACCAAAGCCAUAUGGUCGCUUCUGCCAACGUCUCACCCCAGAGGAACAACCAUCCGGGCCAACCGCAGUACGUGACCGUGUUUGCCGUCCACAACGAGGUGCCCGCCAUGCCGUCGCAAGUCAAAGGCCAGUACGCACAGCCGCGCGGCUACUGGCAGAGGGAGCACUCCGCCUCGUCCGGGCUUGGGGUGUUAUACCAGGCACCCGCCAUGCAACCCGCGCAGCCGUCACCACAAGCCACGUCUAUGAUGGUUCACCAAACCCAAGCAGCGCCAUUUCCACUUCCAGGCACAGCGGCACCAACACACGCACAUGGACCGCAGCUGCAGCUGCAGACGGUGGCCCCCCUCAUCACGGCGCACCAUGCUCACUCUCACCGCAGCGGUGGCGGUGCAGACAUGGGAAGCACCACCUCCAAUCCUGGCCACGUGUUGCAGGAGCGGAUUGCUCUGGCGAACCAGGCGUUGGCGCAGUCGCUUUCAGCCAGCGAUACCACCGCGGCUGCCACUGCCGCCAUCUCCUCGUCCUCGUCCUCUUCCUUGCCAUCUUCUCGGCGGUCAGCUCAAAGUGACGAGUUGCUGUGGAGACGCAGUAACCCCUUCCAUCAGCAGCAACAACAGCACCAGCAGCAUCAUCGUCGACACCUGCAGCAGCAUCGACACUAGAGCCAGCGUGACACGAGCUUUUGCUGCGCUCCUGUUUCACGUGUUCUCUUCAGGUGUUCUCUUCAGUUGAAGAAGAUGAUCUGUCUGUCUUCGUGCUGGUGUGCUGUGUGCUGUUUGUCUGUGGGGUCCUCUCUCUGAUUUCUGAAUGCAGGAGUGAGUGCCGUGAAGGAAUGCUGGAAUGAAGUGAUUUGUUGCUUUGUUGCUUUGUUUUUUUGUCUUCCUCCCUCCAUUUCAGAUUUCAGCGUUCUCAUCUGUCCGUCUGUCCGUCUGUCCUGUCAGUCUCCUAGUCUCAGUGUUGUGCCUCAGCCUCCCCCGUCUUGCUUGUACUUCGGCACGUUCGUGCCUUGGAUGGUGUACGCUCAAAGGCUCACUUCAGCACUCCAGGUGUUGCUGACUGACUUGUUGCCUUGUCCUCUGCGCUACUUCAUGUCAGUGAUCUUGGGGGGGGGGGG